Molecule: messenger RNA, 853 nt
Organism: Spinacia oleracea (spinach)
Lineage: Eukaryota; Viridiplantae; Streptophyta; Magnoliopsida; Caryophyllales; Amaranthaceae
Exons: 2
Coding region: 147-806 (219 amino acids)
Source: RefSeq, a predicted model, not a curated record
CUGAGGAAACUCCUAAGACACCCAGUAGGACUUUUGACCCAUUUGAACAUUGUGAGAAUACCAUUGAAGCGACUGAAUACAAAGAUGUCUUACUUUUAUUUAGAUUCAAUGACAGAAACCUUCCUUUUAAGCUAAAAGACAUAAUUAUGGGUGACCUGCGUUUGCUUACUCUCUUAGAAUCUGGGCUUCCAUCUUGGGUAAUAUUCCUUCAAUCAUAUCCUGUCGUUGGCCAUGUUUAUCGUCCAUGGAUGUGUCCUCUUGCCAGAGCUUUAUAUACGAUCAUUUCAAUUACCACUGUUGUGAUUGGGUUUUACGACUUAUACAAGAAUGUGCCACUUCUUAAGGCAACAGCAUCUCGUUUGCUUGGACCUGUUUUUGAUUGGAUAGAGACUUGGGAGAUGGUAUCAAGGGUCAAAUACUUGGGAACAAUGCUAUUCUUGCAUAAUUUUGAAAAGGCUGUUAAGUGGCUUCUGAUGAUAACACAUACUAUGAGAUCAUUUUUUUCUGUUCUUGCUCAGCCAAUUGUUGAGCCGCUUAUAGAAUUUUCCGAAUUCUUUCUUCCAUUCUGGACUGUGUGUAUUCAAAUGUCGGAGAGCUUCUUUUCAUUCAUCUGCAUUGUUUUCGGAUCUUCAUGCAUGCAGUUUUAUUGGCAAUGUGGUGGAGAUAAUAUUCUUACCAAUCUGGUUGAUCCUGACAUUUAUCUGGACCACUGCAAUCUCCAUCAUUUUGCCAAUUUUUUGGGCCUGCUGGGAAAUCUUAAAUGCGCCAGUUCGUUUCAUAGCCUUUGUCUGUACCCUGAUAUAUGAAAUGAUUGGAGAUUUGUGGUCAUCUGUUUGUAGUAUAGUUCAUAUUG